CUCUCUCUCUCUCUCUCUUGUUGACUUGGGAGAUAAAUUGAUUAAAACCCAGUUCCAACUGAAUUCUCUGGAGUCUGUGCCAUUCUUUUUAUUUCUGUUUUAGAUCCAGAUUUAACUCAAAACUAUAUAUAUAUAUAGACAAAUUAUUAUGUCAUAACAUAUAUAGUACCACCAUUUCCGUUUCAACAACCAAGAAAAUGAUGGCCUGACACUUCAUCAAACAAAAAAAAAAAAACCCCAUCUUUCCAAAAUUUAAAUUUCUGGGGUUUCAGAACCAAUUUCUCAAAACGCCGUCGUUUUAACAAGUGUUCAUCAAUGGCGCCAAACACAGUAGUGGUGACACUCGAGAAACCAGAGAAUAUAUCACUAAUAGAAAUGAAAGAUUCGAAUAGAUUCGAAGAGAAGCAAAAGGGAUCGAGCCCGAAGCAGUUCACUUGGCUGCUACUGCUAAAAGCCCACAGAAUCCUCGCAUUCGUUCCGUGGCUGGCGAACAACCUGCCGACAGUUUUCGGGUCGGUGAAGAAGCGCAUUGCCACGUCGGAUCCGAGCGAGGAGGACCCGAGGUACAAGGGGCGCCUCUACAUAUUCAUAAAAGCGUUUCUCGCAGUUUCGAUCGUUGCUUUGUUGGUCGAAGUUUUCGCUUAUUUCAACGAGUGGGAAUUGAUCAAUCCAACUGUGGAGGUUCAGAAUCUUGUGCAGUGGUGCUACGUGGCUUGGCUCAACUUCAGAGUUGACUAUAUUGCCCCUGUCAUUGUUUCUCUUUCUAAAUUCUGUAUUCUACUCUUCAUGAUCCAAUCAUUGGAUAGAUUCGUCCAGUGUUUGGGAUGCUUCUGGAUUAAGUUCAAGAGAUUGAAACCCAUUGCAGAGGAUGAAGAUUAUGAUGUUGAAGAUGGAUCUUCUUUCCCCAUGGUUCUUGUUCAGAUUCCCAUGUGCAACGAGAAAGAGGUGUAUGAGCAAUCGAUAGCGGCGGCGUGUGAGUUAGAUUGGCCGAAAGAUCGGUUUCUAAUACAAGUGUUGGACGAUUCAGAUGAUGAGUUAUUACAGCAUCUGAUCAGGGAUGAAGUGACGUCAUGGAAAGAGAAAGGGGUCAACAUUAUUUACAGGCACCGGUUCAUCCGAACCGGUUACAAAGCCGGCAACCUUAAAUCAGCCAUGUCUUGCGACUACGUCAAAGACUACGAGUUCGUCGCUAUUCUCGACGCCGAUUUCACACCCAACCCCGAUUUCCUCAAACUUACAAUUCCCCAUUUCAAGGGAAAUCCGGAGUUAGGAUUGGUCCAGGCUCGAUGGUCGUUUGUGAACAAGGACGAAAACUUACUGACAAGACUUCAAAACAUCAAUUUGUGCUUCCACUUCGAAGUGGAGCAGCAAGUGAACGGGCUUUUCCUAAACUUCUUCGGUUUCAACGGGACAGCUGGCGUGUGGAGGAUCAAGGCCUUGGAAGAUUCCGGAGGCUGGCUCGAGAGGACAACCGUCGAGGAUAUGGAUAUAGCUGUCCGAGCCCACUUGAACGGGUGGAAAUUCAUUUACCUUAACAAUGUUAAGGUUCUCUGCGAAUUGCCCGAAUCUUACGAAGCGUAUAAGAAACAACAACACCGUUGGCAUUCCGGUCCAAUGCAACUAUUCCGGCUUUGCCUCCCUGCAAUCGUAACUUCCAAGAUAUCAGCGUGGAAGAAGGCGAAUUUGAUAUUUCUGUUCUUUCUUCUGAGGAAACUCAUACUUCCAUUUUACUCGUUCACACUGUUCUGCAUUAUUCUGCCAUUGACGAUGUUCAUACCGGAAGCCGAAUUACCGGCAUGGGUUAUCUGCUACGUGCCGAUCGUGAUGUCGAUAGUGAAUAUCCUCCCGUCGCCGAAAUCGUUCCCGUUUCUAAUGCCGUAUCUGCUGUUCGAAAACACCAUGUCUGUGACAAAGUUCAACGCCAUGAUUUCCGGGCUGUUCCAGCUGGGGAGUUCUUACGAGUGGGUGGUGACGAAGAAAACCGGAAGAUCGUCCGAAUCGGAUUUAGUGAGCCUGGCCGAGAGAGAAUCGAAGACUGCCAACGAAGAGAAGAUUCAGAGGAGGUUGUCGGAAUCCGGCCUGGAAAUGCUCGGCAAGAUCAAUGAGCAGAAUGAGGUUAAGGUGGCGGCGGCGGUGGUUGGGCCGCCGGCGAUGAAGGCUAAGAAGAAGAAGAACAGGCUUUACAGGAGUGAGCUAGCGCUGGCGUUUCUGCUGCUGACGGCGGCGGCGAGGAGUUUGUUGUCGGCGCAGGGGAUUCAUUUCUAUUACUUGCUGUUUCAGGGGUUGUCUUUUUUGGUGGUGGGAUUGGAUUUGAUUGGGGAGCAAGUCAGCUGAUUUUUUUUUUUUAAUUUUUUAUUUAUUAUAAUUUAGUGGUGGUGGUGAUAUAUAUAUUUUCUUGAAAUUCGAUUUAUAUGUGAUUUUGAAGAUUGUUAUUACUACUACAUACAUAACAGUUUGAAGAAACUGAUUUGUCCGGUUCUGUUAUGAACCGGGUUUUCAUCACAGAGUGAGGGUUUAGCAAAGUAGAUUUGAUUCUUUUAAUUGUAUAAUUAUUACAAGGUAUAAACACUCUUUCAGAUUAUUUAUAUACUAGUACUGCUGAAUGUAAAUAAGUUUUAUUUUUUCUUUUUAAUUUGGUAUUGAAUAAAGCUGGUUUUAUAUUA
Molecule: messenger RNA, 2663 nt
Organism: Erythranthe guttata (spotted monkey flower)
Lineage: Eukaryota; Viridiplantae; Streptophyta; Magnoliopsida; Lamiales; Phrymaceae
Gene: CSLC04
Product: Cellulose-synthase-like C4
Cellular component (GO): Golgi apparatus
Molecular function (GO): glycosyltransferase activity
Source: RefSeq, a predicted model, not a curated record